GAGAACCAGCGUAGCCGAGGUUCGAGCAGGAGGUUCGCUGGAGAGGUUCACAUCGGAGGUUCGACAGGAGGUUCAGCCAGGAGGAAACGUCUCCCUCGCCCUCUCGAACCCUCGGGCGGUUCAGUCGCGGCCCGAUGGAGCCAGCACAAUACGAGAUCCCCCUGGUGGUGUCGCCGCCGCGGCAGCUCCCUUGGCAGAGGCUGUACCUCACGCCCUCACAUUCCUCGGCCGCCCACGCCCGCGCGCCCUCGCACGCCUUCGAGAACGUGCUUGAACACGCAGGCGCCGAGCAGCAGGGGGUGAGGGACAGCCUCGAGUGGAGGCUCGGCUCCCUCUACGACCACGAGAAGGACCUGUUCAAGGAGGAGCGAGCUGUCCUGCGCAGGAGAUGGCGAGACAAGCGCGAGUGCCGCGAGGGGCAGGCCGUGGAGCAGGCCGCCCGCCUCCUGCACGCCCACCAGACCGCCCACGCAGACCUGCAUGGCGACGACCUCUCAAACCUCGAGACGUCCGUGGCGAGCGGCGGCUGCGGGCCCCGCGUGGUGGCGCUGCGGGUCCGCGACUCGCUGGCCACGUCGCUGCUGUACUCGCCGCGCCCCACGCACACGCUCACGUGGCCCCUAGGCUUCCGGGCGACGCAUGGAAUCCACAUCGGCGCCGUCUUCACCGCCGUGAGCUGCCGGGUGGUGGCGAUGUUUGCCGAAGUGCUUGCGUCCUCGCACAAACGAGACCUUCACGGCUUAAACGAGCUGAAGCCUCUCGUGAAGCGAGAUCGGCUUAGGGACACAAACAAGGGCCCCGAUCACUCCUCUGACAACUUGAUACAGAUCCUGGGCCUGUUAAGGGUAGCGGGCACUGACCCAGGAUCCUACGCAGGACAUGUACCCUGA
Messenger RNA from Penaeus chinensis, 890 nucleotides. RefSeq lists its product as uncharacterized. Bases 135 to 890 code for a protein of 251 amino acids. The record is from RefSeq and is a predicted model, not a curated record. Lineage: Eukaryota; Metazoa; Arthropoda; Malacostraca; Decapoda; Penaeidae. The transcript is spliced from 6 exons.